Emiliania huxleyi CCMP1516 is the source of this 3294-nucleotide messenger RNA. RefSeq lists its product as hypothetical. The record is from RefSeq and is a predicted model, not a curated record. The coding region runs from base 1 to 3294 and encodes 1097 amino acids. Gene Ontology annotation, cellular component: cytoplasmic vesicle. The transcript is spliced from 5 exons. NCBI's taxonomy places the organism in Eukaryota, Haptophyta, Isochrysidales, Noelaerhabdaceae. Gene Ontology annotation, biological process: regulation of Rab protein signal transduction.
AUGUUUGCCGUCUGCCUCACGGUCUGGGAGCCGCUCGGUGGCGACCUCGUCCUCUACCCAGACGGCGUGGCAGAGCAAGGCGCCGCCGCCCCGUCCUUCGCGCCGCCGCAGCCGUGCAGCCCGCGCGAGGCGGCGGCGCGGAGCACGCCCAUCGGCACCGCCCUCGAGGCGAUCGACAGGCCGACGGCGUGCGCCGGCGCGCGGCCCGGCGGCCCGCGCCCGCCCGCCGUCUCGACGGCCGACGCGGCGGGCGCGGGCGGCUGCUGGUCCCGGAGACGGGACGGCGGCGCGCCGCCGCGGCUAGCGGUAGGUGCGUCGCCCGACGCGGCGCCGCCCAAGGCCGCGCUCGAGGCUGCGCCGACGCACGCCGGCGCGACCGGCGGGACCCGCGGCGGCGGCGGCGGCGGCGGCGGCGGCGGCGGCGGCGGCGGCGGCGGCGGCGGCGGCGGCGGCGGCGGCGGCGGGUGCGGGUCUGUGCGCGUGGCGGACGCCGCAGAGCACCAGAUCGACGCCGCACUACUCAGCGCGUUCGGGUCGGGAGGCGCUGUGCUGUGGAGGCCGUCGGAGGGCGGCGGCGGCGGCGGCGGCGGCGGCGGGGUCGCGCUUCCGCCCGCGGCGGGCAAGGCUGCCCCGGCGGCGGUGCGGUGCGGCUCUGCGCUCGGCGAGAAACAGCUGCACGCGCCGACUUGCUUGUGCGUCCUCUCCCCGGCGCCCUUCUUCCGCGCGCUGCGCAAGUGGGUCUGCAUGCUGUACCGCCACUCGCUCACUGCGAGCAGCGAGCCGGUCGAGGCGCUCGUGUCGUCCCUGCUGUGGGAGGCGCCCAUGCCCGCGCCGGGCCACAUCUCCGUCCAGCUCGGCCUCGGGGGCGAGCAGAUGACGUUCGAGCGGCCAGACCUCUCCCGCGAGCUCCCCGAGCCGCCGCUGCCGCUGGGCGCCCUCCUGCACGCCCUCGAGCCGAGGCAGGUCCUCUCCCUCUUCCGGGGCGCUCUCUUCGAGCACCGCGUCCUCUUCGUCGCCUCCAACCUCUCGCAGCUCACCGCCGCCGCCGAGGCACUCCUCUCGCUGCUGUGGCCGCUGCGGUGGCAGGGCAUCUACAUCCCGCUGCUGCCAGGCUUGCUCGUGGAGGUGCUACAGUCGCCCGUCCCUUUCGUCAUCGGCAUCCACGCCUCCACCUUCGCCUCGGCCUGCCGCGCGCUGCCGCCGGUGCUGCCGCCCGAUGCCUUCGUCGCAAACUUGGACGAGGGCACGCUCCUCGUCCCGCCGCUCGACGAGCAGCUGCCGCCGCUCCCGCACUCCACCGUGCUGCUCGCGGCGCUGGAGACCUUCCGCUCGCGCCCCGACGAGCAGUACACGGCGCCGCGUCCGCAAAGCCGCGCGGGCGGCGGCGGGAGCGGCGCAGGCGGCGGCGGCGGAGGCGGAGGCGGCGGCGGAUGCGCUGGUGGUGGUAGCGGCGGCGGCGGCGGCGGCGGCGGCGGCGGCGGCGGCGACAAUGGGGCCGGCGGGAGCGGCGGCCUCUCCCUUACCAGCUGCAUUCCGGCGGAGCUGCUCGCGCCGGACGCCGCCUUCCCGGUGCGGAGUGAGGACGCGGAGGGGAGCGACGCGGUCGCGGUCGCGCAGCGCGCGGUCGUGCGGCAGACCUUCGCCUCUUUCUUUGCGCACUGCCUGCGCGGCUACCAAGAGGCGCUCGUCCUACGGCCGCCCUCGAGCGCGCGCGGGCUUCGCAGGCUGAUCGACGUCCCUUCGCUCGUCGCGGGGCGGAGCGCCGCCGAGGCUGCGCUGCUGCGUCGGCUUGCCGAGACGCAGUCGUUCACUUCGCUCAUCGAGCAGCGAACCUCCCUCUCGUCGCGCAACGGCGAGCUGCUCCUCUUCGACCACCUGGCGGACCGCUGCCUCUCCGCGCCGCCGACGGCGCGCGACCUGUCCACUCUGCCGGCGCUGCCGCCGCCGCCGCCGCGCAGCCGCGUCUACCAGGUGCCGCCGCCGUACUCGCUCGGCGGCGGCGCCACUUGCGGCCCCCACGAGCGGGAGAGCUCCGGCCUGCACCGCCUCUGGGACUCGCCCGCGCCGGCAGAGGCGGCGGCGACACCCGCGCCGCCGGCCGCCGACUGCCCGGACUCCGCCGGAAUCCCGAGGACGGCGUCGGCGCCGCAGACGCCGGACCGGGCGUCGACCCGGCCGGCGGCGGAGGCGGUCUCCCGCCACUCCAGAUCGCAGUCUCAGCCGGUUCGCUUCAACUGGCGCACCCCCGGCGGGGAGGGCACGGGGGGCGUGCGCUCGGGGCAACGGCGUGCCUCGGGCGAUCCGAAGCCAGCGGCCGCCGGCCGCGCCGACAGCCCGCAGCGCGCGAGCGAGGCGCCGACUGCGUCGAGGCGCGUCGCGGUGGCGGUUGUCGCCGAGGCGGCGGCGGCGGCGGCGCGCGAGAAGGAGGCGCGCUCCGCGCCCAAGCGGUGGCCUUGGGGCAGCGGCCGGCUGGAGCCGGCGGCGCCGUCGCGGACGGGAUCGGCGACGGCGAGCCAGGUGACGCCAGCAGAGUGGGCGCGGCGCGUGGCUGGCGAGUUGCACGCCGCGUUCGUCGCGAUCUACUCGCUGACGGUCGAGCUGCAGCCACACCCGGAGGCCGCCGUGGCGGCCGCUGUCGGCUGCUUGCGCCGGCUGCACGCCGCGAACGUGUCGCCGCCGCAGUCGGCCCAGCACGCGCUGCUGCAGGCGUGCACUCCCGCGGGAAGCUCUCCACCCCUCCCUGCCUUCACGCCGGCGUGCAUCCGCGCCAGGCUCGGGAUGCUGCCGCUGCUGCCGCACUUUCGGCUGCGGCAACCGGGUGAGGCGGCGCCAGGAGGCCUCGACCUCGUCCACUGCAGCGAGGAGGCGGCGGCGCGCUCCCCCGCCGGCGCGGGCUCGGCCGGAGCGAGCGGCGCGGGAGGGGGCAGAGGCGCAGGCGGCGAGGGCGACGGCGAGGGCGGCGAGGGCGGCGGCGAGGGCGGCGGCGAGGGCGGCGGAGGCGGAGGCGGCGGCGGCGGCGGAGGUGGAGGCGGUGGGGAAGGAGGAGGAUGCGGCGGCGGCUCGGCGGCGGCCGCCGAGGCGGGUGAGGAGGACGUCGGCGUCGAUUUUGAGGGAUGGCUGAGCGCGUCGGGCCACUUGCGGACGGGGGUCGACCUGUGGGCCGAGGUGGCGGAGCGGCGGGGAAGUCAGCCAGAGCUGUUGCUGCUGCGGCGGGCGUCCACCGACUCGAACGAUCUGUCGGAGACGCUGACGGCCGGCUCGGAGGCGCCCUACGAGGUGGAGAUCUCCCUGUAG